CAGGCCUCAGUCUGCUAUGCGCAUGCGCGUGAGGACGCUUUGCUUCCUGAAGUUCCCAACAGCUGGUAGCAAAAAUACUACGGGGCCGAUGCCGCGACCUUGUGGACUCCGAGAGCCUGUCAGGAACAAUCUGAUAGAUGAUGCCAAGGCUCGCUUGAGAAGGUUUGAUGUCGGGACCAGAUAUUCCCAUUUGUCUCCUAAUAAAUACUCUGUCCUUUUGCCACUGCUGGUCAAAGGAGAAAAGUUGUACUUGCUGUUCACUGUCCGAUCAGACAAGCUGCGAAGGGCACCAGGAGAAGUCUGCUUCCCUGGAGGAAAGAGGGACCCGGUGGACAUGGACGACACAGCCACUGCUCUCCGUGAAGCCCAGGAGGAGGUGGGGCUGCAUCCCAACCAAGUAGAGGUGGUCUCUCACCUGGUGCCAUAUCUGCUUAAUAAUGAUGCACUGGUAACCCCAGUAGUGGGUUUUCUAGACCAUGAUUUCCAGGCCCAGCCUAACGCAGAUGAAGUUAAGGAUGUGUUCCUUGUGCCUUUGGACUAUUUCCUGCAUCCCCAAGUCUACUACCAGAACCACUUUACACACGCUGACUACCAUCUUGUUAUACACUGCUUUGAGUACACAGACCCUGAAACUGGUCUGAAGUACCUAAUCAAGGGAAUGACUUCAAAACUGGCUGUGCUGGCUGCCUUGAUUAUUUUGGAAGAAAGUCCCUCCUUUGAAAUUGAGUUUGAUCUCAAUGACCUGAUACCAUCUUGUGAAAAGACCUUUCUUCGUAAAUAUCCUUCAAGCAAGUUGUGAGGUCAUUAAAACCCAAAAGAACAUCCACGAGGUUUUUGCGUGAGCUUCUGCACAGAAUGACAAUGUCAGCAAGUGGAAUCUGACAGGUGUGAAUAUUUUCCUGCAAUGCAGAGGUAAAGGCCUUGCCUGGUUUCCAGGUGCCUUUUUUUUUUUUUCCAUCUAGAACACUAAAAGUGUUUUAAGACUGGAAAAAUGCUUUGGCAGGGCAGUAUAAUUUUAUCCACGAUGCCAAUAUUUUUAGUUAUUUUAGGGGUACCUGGCACAUAGU
Messenger RNA from Onychomys torridus (southern grasshopper mouse), 1067 nucleotides. It is a transcript of the gene Nudt7, whose product is annotated as nudix hydrolase 7. NCBI's taxonomy places the organism in Eukaryota, Metazoa, Chordata, Mammalia, Rodentia, Cricetidae. Gene Ontology annotation, molecular function: coenzyme A diphosphatase activity; manganese ion binding; acetyl-CoA hydrolase activity. The transcript has 4 exons. Bases 17 to 799 code for a protein of 260 amino acids. The record is from RefSeq and is a predicted model, not a curated record. Gene Ontology annotation, biological process: coenzyme A catabolic process; nucleoside diphosphate metabolic process.